Calliphora vicina (urban bluebottle blowfly) is the source of this 1083-nucleotide messenger RNA. RefSeq lists its product as uncharacterized. The transcript is spliced from 2 exons. The record is from RefSeq and is a predicted model, not a curated record. Lineage: Eukaryota; Metazoa; Arthropoda; Insecta; Diptera; Calliphoridae. The coding region runs from base 1 to 1083 and encodes 360 amino acids. Gene Ontology annotation, molecular function: nucleic acid binding; zinc ion binding.
AUGGAUUUAAGCACAAUGUUUGCGGUUAUGAUGGAAAAGAUGGAAGGAAUGCAAAUGAAACUUCAAGAAACUAAUAAAAUAAACAACGAGAACCUGGAAGCGAAAUUGAACGAAAAUUCUAGAACCAUCUUAGAAACUACUCGAGUCAAAAAUGACAAACCUCUUGCCAACAACGAGAAACUUCGUGCUGAAGUUAAAGCUGAAGUCAAAGAAACUAUCAAACACUUAGCUGAAAUGGAAGCGAAACUUCAAGAAUCCUCUCGAGCUACAGAUGAGAAAAUUCAGGAAAUGUAUAUCAUUGACCAAAAGGUGUCAGAUUUAGAAAAUGGUGUUAAUCAAAAACUGCAUGACCUAGAAACAAAGGUUAAUAAUCUUCAAUGCCAAGAUGGACCGGUGCGAUUUAUUUUAGAAACAUCGUUUGAUACGGUUGCCAUUAGAAACAUGUGGAAAGACGAAGAAAAUACUAUCGAGUUGAUUUUGGCCUUAAAAGGAAAUGCAGCGAGUAGCAAAGGGCUUCAAAUUGUUAUUAAGGGUAUUGACUCUUGUGUAGAUCCUGAAGAUAUAAAGGCUGCUUUGGAACAUAACAAGUUUAAAAUAAAAAAUGUAGUCAACAUUAGAAAUCACGAGAAAAUUCCCCAACCAAUGUUUAGAGUUGAACUAGAACCAGGUGAUGUUAAUCUCAAGAAAAAUGAAACACACCCAAUUAACAAUUUAAAAUAUUUAUUGCAUCGUAAAAUUACGAUUGAAGAGCCACAUAAGAGAUCGGGACACGUCCAGUGUUUAAACUGUCAAGAAUAUGGUCAUACUAGGGCACAUUGCAAACUACCCCCUGUUUGCGUGGUGUGUGGAGAAUUGCACGGUUCUAAGCAGUGCGAUAAAUCCAAAAACUACUCAAAAGUAAAUUACAGAGGAUGCCCAGUAUAUUCUAUAGUAAAAAGAACACUAACACAGAAACCUAGUAUUUAUCCUGUGCAAUCAAAGAACCUAAUUGAUACUCAUCACCCCCAAAUCUCGCAAACCAUGAAUAAUAAAGGUUCAUACGCUAGUGUUCUAAGAACGAAUCCCACUGUACGCGCAAAUUAA